Messenger RNA from Scomber japonicus (chub mackerel), 1134 nucleotides. It is a transcript of the gene slc10a2, whose product is annotated as solute carrier family 10 member 2. The coding region runs from base 1 to 1134 and encodes 377 amino acids. Lineage: Eukaryota; Metazoa; Chordata; Actinopteri; Scombriformes; Scombridae. The record is from RefSeq and is a predicted model, not a curated record. The transcript has 6 exons. Gene Ontology annotation, molecular function: bile acid:sodium symporter activity. Gene Ontology annotation, biological process: bile acid and bile salt transport. Gene Ontology annotation, cellular component: apical plasma membrane.
AUGGCCAUUUUCCAAGCAACCUCUGCAGUGCCUAUGACCUGCGAGUCAACUGCCACAAUCUGCUCAGGCCCAAACUGCCUUGCUCCUGAAAGUGACUUCAAUGCAAUCCUCAGCCUGGUGUUGAGCACAGUGCUCACCGUCAUGCUGGCUUUUGUCAUGUUCUCCAUGGGCUGCACUGUGGACUCUGACAAGCUUUUGGGCCACAUCAAGAGACCCUGGGGCAUCGUCAUCGGCUUCCUCUGCCAGUUUGGCAUCAUGCCUUUCACAGCCUUUGCCUUAUCGCUCGCCUUCAAUGUGCUGCCUGUGCAAGCUGUUGUCAUCAUCAUUAUGGGCUGCUGUCCUGGAGGCUCUGGCUCUAAUAUCAUCUGCUACUGGCUGGAUGGAGACAUGGACCUCAGCAUCAGUAUGACGGCCUGUUCCUCUAUCCUGGCCAUGGGGAUGAUGCCUCUCUGUCUACUCAUUUACACCUCCGUCUGGGUCUCUAGCGAAACCAUCCAGAUCCCAUAUGAGAGUAUUGGUAUCACUCUUGCUGCCCUUCUUGUCCCAAUUGCUGUGGGAAUGUAUGUCAAGCGCAGGUGGCCCGCCAUAGCUAAAAAGAUCCUCAAGAUUGGGUCCAUUGCAGGGUUUGGUCUCAUUAUCAUUAUCGCUGUGGUUGGAGGAAUUCUCUACCAGUCUUCUUGGGAUAUUGACCCCGCCCUUUGGAUUAUUGGAACUAUCUACCCCUUCAUUGGUUUUGGCCUUGGGUUCUUCAUGGCUCGCUUUACAGGCCAACCUUGGGAAAGGUGUCGAACCAUUGCACUGGAGACAGGUUUCCAGAACUCCCAGUUGUGCAGCACCAUCGUCCAGCUGUCUUUCAGUCCUGCUGAGCUGGAGGUCAUGUUUUCAUUCCCCCUCAUCUACAGCAUCUUCCAGCUAGUGGUGGCAGUCAUGUCUGUGGGAGCUUACCAAGUUUAUAAAAAGAAAUGUCUUCGUGUUUCAUCUGAGGAAGACAGUGAGUGUCCAGCAAUUGAAGAUAGCAUCGAUGAAACAGUAAAAGAGAAGCCCUAUGGAAUGGAAAACAGUGCCUUUGAAUUGGAUGAGAACAUGAACAAUGAAGAGAAGAGUAAGUACAUUAGCAAGAACACCGAGCUGUGA